AGAUGGUAAAAAGAUUAUACAAACAUGAAAUCUAUACGUGAGAGAAGUUUUGCAUUUUUUGAACAUUUUUUAUAUCAUUUUAAGUUGUUAAUGAGAUUUUUUUAAUAAUAAUAGUUACUAUAAAUAAUGCAUAUCUUAUAUUAUGUGAUUGUAAAUUGUAAUAAAUCAGAUUAAUAAAUUGAAAUGAUGACAAUGAAAAUAAAAAUACAGAACUUAAAUUGUUUAUCUAAAUAAAAUAGGAUGUAAAGAAAGUUUGCUACAUGUACUAUUUUUACUCUUAUUAAAAUAACCUGAUCCAGUGAUCCUUAUUUCCAAGUCCCAACUAUCCAUCUUGUCCCCAACGGGUCAACCCGGGUCCUACCUACCCGACCCAUCAAACUUUACUAAUUUACAACUUUUACCCAACUUCAAACUUUUGCUGCAAAUUUGCUUAUGUAUACAAAAAUGCCCCCUUUUUCUUAUAACUUUGUUUUUGUGUGAUUUUUUUUGAACUUACUCUUUUUACAAAAAAUAUUUACAACUUAUUUUAAAGUAUUUUUACAACUUUGGUUUUACAGAGUCGUUUUUUUAAGAAGUUAUUUCUACAACCUUUUUUACAACUUCGGUUCUUUGACUUUACAAAUUGUUAGAAAUUUAUUUUCUAAUUUUUUUUUAUAUUCUUGUUUUCAUGCAUGUAAGAUUUCAAAGACAUAAAAAAACAUUUUUUUUUAAAUAUACGUUUUCACAAUCCAAAAGGAUAUACACAAUUUUCCAUAGCAUCACGAAUUUCUAACUCUAGUUAUUUACUAUUGUGUAUUAACUGAACAUUUUACUAUUAUUUACUAUUGUGUAUGGGUUAAGGGAAGUUUGUAUUUAACAUAACUAUUAUUUUUUACUCUUGGAAAAAUUUAGAGUUACUUAGGAUAUAUUGUGUCUCUUAUUGUGUCUCUAAGAUACUGUCUAUUAGUGUGUCUAGGCUCAAAGGAAAUUUGUAUUUAACAAGAUUAUACCGGUAAAAUAAGCUUUAACGAUAUUUUAUGUAUAUUUUAAACAAUGUUUGUAAGUCAUUAUUGUUAACGUAUAUAUUUUUAUGUACUUUCUAUGUAUUUAGUUGAGUAGCCCAUAUGUGGCCCUUGGCCCAUUGAUGUAUAUUUGUAUAAAUACGUUUUAUGAUGUAAUGGAUUGCAUGGGAUUUUAAUCACAAUUACAUGGUAUCAGAGAACCCUAGCCGCUUAGUUAUCUCUCCUUUUUCUUCCUAUUCUCGAUUUUGUUUCCCUCCCUUUCUUGCAUCAAUCAUGACGAGCAGUGAUUCAUCCUCUUCUGCCUCUCUUCUUGACAAACCUUCUUCCUCCAUUAACAUCAAACAUGCAGUUCCGCUAGUUCUUGAUCUUGAAAGAAUGAAUUAUGACAUAUGGCGUGAGCUGUUUGAAACUCAUUGCAAGGGAUACGGUCUCUCCAAACAUCUUCUUCCCACCACCGACAAGUCUCCUGAACCCACUGAAGAAUGGGAACGUUUGGACUCCAUUGUCAAAUCUUGGAUCUACAGCAAGCUGUCCCAACCUCUUCUCCACAUGAUUCUAAAGAAAAACUCAUCUGCAUAUGGCGUUUGGAACCGCCUGGAACUACUUUUCCGAGAAAAUAAGCAUACUACCUCCAUCCAACUUGACAGUGAGAUCCGAAACAUCAGUCAAGGAGACUCAUCUAUCAGUGAUUAUUGUUCUCGUAUCAAGACUCUUGCUGAUUUGCUUGAAAAUCUAGAAAAUUCGGUCCCUGAGAUCAAUCUCGUUUCCUAUGCUCUCAAUGGGUUGUCUACCAAAUAUAAUUACAUUGCUAUUACCAUACGACAUCGUGAUCCUCUACCCUCCUUCAUGAAAAUGCGGUCCAUGUUAUUGAUUGAAGAACGCCAAAUACUUCCAUAUCAGCAGCGACAAACUACUCUCACUCCCACUCAUUCUGACCACGGCUCUUCUCCCAUAAUUCUCGCCACUGAUGGCAACUCCAACUCAUCCAAUCAGUGUAACUAUUACCGUGGCGGUCGAUCUGGUGGCCGGAAUGGCCGUGGCGGUCGAGGAGGUCGCAAUGGCAACAGGUUUACUGGGGGUUCACGUCAGCAACAAUAUCCGGCGGCUGUACCUUCUGGUUGGGGGUACGGCUGGUACCCUCUGUCGCAUCAUGACCAGGCUCAACCUGGUCUUCUACCGAGUCCAUCAGCAAUGUUGCAACAGCCUUUGGCCCAACCUCAAUCAGCCCACAUGCCUCUUCUUCCAGGUGGGCCACAGCAAGAAGCCCAACAUCAUCAGUUUUUUGGGUCACCUGCUCUCUCCAACCCUCAUCCUCAAGCGUUGAUCAGCCACCCUCCACAUAUGUUUCAACAACCAACGAGUAUUCCACAAGCAUUCCAAACCACUUCCAUGGUUGAUCCGGGUACUGGAGGGUGGUACAUGGAUACAGGAGCUACCACCCAUCUUCAUCAAGAUGCAGGAUUUACAAACCAAACAAGUUCUCAUGCAAUGUAAUAGCAGCGGAGAUCUUUAUCCUGUCACCACUCCAUCUCCUCAAGCACUUCUCACUAUUGCUCCGCUUUUUUGGCAUCACCGUCUUGGUCAUCCCGGUCAUCAUGUCUUCAAGCAUUUAGUUGAUAAUCAUUUUAUUUCCUGUUCGUCAAAUAAAAUUUCUACUUUAUGUGAACCUUGUCAACUUGGGAAACAUGUUACCGUUUAAUAUCUCAAAUUUUGUUUCAUUAUUUCCGUUCCAUAUAAUACACUCCGAUGUGUGGACCUCGCCGAUUGCAAGUUAUAGUGGUAUUAAAUAUUAUGUACUCUUUCUUGACAAUUAUUCUCAUUUUGUUUGGAUUUAUCCCUUACGUGCAAAAUCUAAAGUUUUUUCCAAAUUUAUUCAUUUUCGUG
This is a messenger RNA of Lactuca sativa (garden lettuce), 2885 nucleotides long. RefSeq lists its product as uncharacterized. NCBI's taxonomy places the organism in Eukaryota, Viridiplantae, Streptophyta, Magnoliopsida, Asterales, Asteraceae. The record is from RefSeq and is a predicted model, not a curated record.